Mesorhabditis spiculigera is the source of this 2391-nucleotide messenger RNA. The record is from the annotation of a GenBank genome assembly. Lineage: Eukaryota; Metazoa; Nematoda; Chromadorea; Rhabditida; Rhabditidae.
AUGGGUGAGCUGGUCUCUCCAGCGGGUGCUCUCUCCCCCAACAACUUUUGGGAGAAGCACGUGCUCACUGGGGCCGACGGCGUGCUGCGAUUCAAGUCGGGUAGAAACGUGGUGCUGUCGAUCGAGGAGACGCGCACUCGCGAACGAGACUGUGCCCGCGUGCGGACCCAAAUCAUUUCCGAGUACAAAUGGGAGCGUCGCGACAUUGGGGGAAAUCUGAUGGACGUUCGCGACACGCUGAUCGCCUACCGAAAUGUUCCGGCUGAUGGGGAUGUCGAUGCUGUGCGCGUGAUGGAGAGGGAGAGCAAGCAGAGACAGCUCAUCAAGGGCUUCCGCGCACCCACCGCUGACGUCGCCUGGGCCCCUCACACACCUCUACUCGGUAUUGUAGAUGUUUUGGGAAAUCUCUACAUCUACCAGGUCACCCCACAAUGCCAAGUUCAAAAGUACCUCAACAUCAUGUACUCGGGGCAGGAUUUCCAGUGGGAGUCUCCGAAGAUCAGCUGGUGCGGCUAUGUGCCGGACGAGGAUGAUGAAGAAUUGCAUAUGGUUGCCGUCUACGAGAAAAACCGCGUCAUAAUCUACAACCUGUCCGAAAUUCGAUCGCCGGAUGUGGUUGAUGGCUACGAUACGACGCUCGACAAAGCGCUCGAUAUUGAGAAAGCCGUUUGGAGGAUUCAAGUUGAUGAGAGCAAAGAAAUCACGGCAAUGUCCAUUUCCCCGGACGCCACAGCGGUGGCCGUUGCAGUGAAUGACGGAACCGUACUCUUCUACAUGAUUGAAAACGAGCAAAAGAUCGCUCAAACAUGGCGCCCAGAUUUUGGAGGGCACGUGGUUUCCCAGCUCUUUUUCAUCGACAACAUCGCCGCCGCAGACAAAUCCGAGGAACAAUUCUGGAAGUUUUGCGUGGCCGUUGGGGACAGUGGCCGGAGGAUCCACCUGUUUGACUGCGAGAACUGGAGCUGUCUGGGGCGAUUGAGGCUCGACUCCCCACUUCAAGGCGUCCCGCUUCAUAUCCACCUUGAUCGCUCGUCCCGCUACAUCAUUAUCGUCGACGUGGAUGGAGCGAACAUCUUCUGCGUUGAGUUAGACUACAGCCAGGUUUACCCCAAAUUUUCUGCGGUUACACAGAUUGCCUUUUGCCAUCCGCUCGUAACUGCCGUGCCGUUUGGAAUCACCUUUGGCGAGCAGACAGAGGAUGAUGGCGGCUCGACGUUUGACGACGAGGACGAUGGCGAUAAUGACGGCAACAAAGUGAUCCUCCAUCUCUGUGGCAUCAACUAUAAAAAUUUGGUGCAGCUUGACAUCACCGUGGAGCGGACCGCUCAAUAUUUGCCGACAAUUGAUAUGAUUGACGUCGGGCAGCAGAAAGAACAAUUUGCCAUGGUCCCUGGCCCGUCAUCCUCAACCGGAAACGGGGGUGGACUGCUCCAAAUCGCCGGCGCGGCCCCGCUGCAGGGCAUCACCGAGAUGCGCUCCCAACUGGAGGAGUUGAACGCAAAGGUGGAGAAGCUGGUGGCGAGGGCUGACCGUGCUGAACAAGCCGAGCUGCUCCGUCGCAAUUCCACCGGAAACGAGGAGUUGCUGAGAAUGAUGCAGCAAUUUAAAGAGGAAAUGUCGUUGCGCGAGGAGCGUCUAAUAGCCAACGUGAACGAGUGCGUGCAGCAAACGAGGGACCACACGAUUUCUACGGUGCGAAGUUCGCUCAACGAAAAUUCGCUGUCGCUUGAGACCCAAAUACAGGCCAAUAACAAGCACGUCUCCGAAAUGAUCAAUCAGCGCGUGCACGAGAAGAUGCGCGAGGCCAUUCAGCAGCUCCUGGUUCCGGCCAUCGAGCGCACUUGCGGGCAGCUUUUCGUCCAGUUGAACGAGCACUUCCGGCUGGGCAUUGAGCAGUACUUGAGUCAGCUACGCACCCUACAACAAGCCACUGUCGAAUCGGCCACCCCGGCGCCGGUGCCCUCCGAGCGACAGCUGAUCGUGCAGCAGCUCCAUGCGUUGUUGCAGACCGGAAAUAUCCCGGCUGCGUUCGAACAUGCGCUCAAUCUGGCCGACGAAGAAGCCCUACUCUACGUCCUCCACCAGGUCAACCCCGACGAGUUCUUUUCCAAUGAUAACGUGCUCUCCCAAGCUGUCCUCCUCCCGCUUCUCCAGCAGCUCACCCGGGACCUCGACCGGGAGUCCGAUUUGAAAUUCAGAUUCAUGGAAUUCGUGCUUCCGGCGAUCAGUGUCUACGAUCCGGAGACGGCGCUUCAUGUCCCUGGAGUACUUACGGUGCUACUUGGAGAGCUCACAAAACUACGCUCCCGCGCCACCGAUCAGCAGACGCGCCGCGCUUGCCACAUCAUCAGCCGCGUCGCCGAGAACAUGCUCAACCUGAUCAAGAUGGGA